GGGAUUUGAAAUGCUCGGUUCUGGCUCCUCCUUUUUACUAAUUACAUGUGUCACUUGCAUCUGAGAAACACAGACAGAAGAUUUAAUCUAGUGCUGAAAGCAACUAAAACAUCAAUACUUCUUUGCUGGUGUCUAGUAUCCUCUUAGACAGCUGUCAAGACAGAAUGGCUUGUCCCCAAUCAGAUGAGCUCAUAUUUUUUGUGAAUGGCAAGAAGGUGAUAGAAAGGUGUGCUGAUCCUGAAGAAUUGCUGCUUAAUUACCUGAGAAAGGGGCUCUGUCUCACAGGAACGAAGUAUGGCUGUGGAAUUGGAGGCUGUGGGGCCUGCACAGUGAUGAUCUCUACCUACAACCCAGACUCCAAGAAGAUACGGCAUUAUCCAGCCAAUUCUUGUCUGCUUCCGUUAUGCGCGUUGUAUGGUGCUGCAGUAACCACUGUGGAAGGAGUGGGGACCACCAAAACCAAGCUCAAUCCUAUUCAGGAAAGGCUUGCAAAGUGUUAUGGCUCCCAGUGUGGCUUCUGCACUCCUGGAAUGGUGAUGUCCAUGUAUUCCCUGUUACGAAAUCAUCCCGAACCCAGCAUGGAGCAGAUAGCUGCAGCCCUGGACGGUAAUUUGUGCCGUUGCACUGGAUACAGGCCUAUAAUUGACAGCUUCAGUGCUUUCUCUCCGGAAUGCUGCCCGUUGGCAGGGAGUGGGAAAUGUUGCAUGGAUAAAGAAGGUGAGGAAGAGAAGGAAAGUGACAAAGACGAUCCAUCGUCUAGGAAAGGAAACCGGAUGUGUUCCGGUCUAUGCAAACCAGAAGAAUACCGUCCUAAGGACCCAACCCAGGAUUAUAUAUUUCCUCCUGAACUAAUGCGAAUAGCUGAAGAAAGCAAAGGACGAACUCUGGUUUUCAAUGGAGAGAGGACUACAUGGAUUUCUCCUGUGUCUCUACGAGAACUUCUUGAUCUAAAAGCCAACUAUCCCAAUGCACCUGUUGUUAUAGGGAACACAAGUGUAGGGCUCGAUAUGAAAGUUCUGGGUAUUUGUUAUCCACUUCUCAUUCAUCCUGUUAGAGUUCCGGAACUGCAUGUUACCAAUGUUGGAGACAAUGGCAUCGUGAUAGGUGCAGCCACCCACUUGGCCCAGCUGAGAGACUUCUUAUUAAACGUGGUCCCAGACCUCCCAGUGGAGACGACAAAGAUUUACCAUACUCUGUUGAAACAACUGAGAACUCUCGCUGGAGAACAGAUCAGGAAUUUGGCUUCUUUAGGAGGUCACAUUGUAAGCAGAGGAUCAGCCUGGGAUCUGAACCCUGUAUUGGCAGCUGGGAAAACUAUUCUCAAUCUGGCAUCCAUAGAUGGAACACGACAGAUUCCACUGAAUGAUGAAUUCCUUGCACGAGAGCCUCAGGCAGACCUUGCUCCAAAUGAGGUUAUCGUCUCAGUUUUUAUACCAUUCACAAAGGAAGAUGAAUUUGUGUCAGCCUUCCGACAGGCUGAGCGUCGGAAAAAUGCAUUUUCGGUGACAACUUCCUCCAUGAAAGUCCUUUUCCAGCCGGGCACUGAUGUCAUUGAGGACCUGGCUAUUUUUUAUGGAGGCAUUGGCUGUACAACACUGAGCGCAAGGGUCACCUCUCAGAAGCUCAUAGGAAGUAACUGGAAUGAGCAGAUGCUGGAUGAAGCUUGCAGGCUAAUUCUUGAAGAAAUCAUCCUCUCCCCCUCAGCCGUAGGUGGGAAAGUGGAGUACAGACGCACGCUGCUUGUCGGCUUCUUCUUCAGAUUCUAUCUGGAAGUGCUACAAGGUUUAAAGAACAAGUAUCCAUCCAAGUAUCCUGACUUGCCAAAGAAAUAUGUGAGUGCCUUAGGUGAGUUCAUUGAGAAACCACCCCAGGGCAUGCAAAUAUACCAGGACGUAGACCCUCAUCAGCCUGCUCAAGACCCAGUGGGGCGCCCCGUCAUGCACCAAUCUGGUAUUAAGCAUGCCACUGGUGAAGCUGUUUAUAUUGACGACAUUGCUCCAGCGGACGGACAGCUCUUCAUGGCUGUGGUCACUAGCACGCGAGCCCAUGCAAAGAUUCUAUCCAUUGAUGUAUCAGAGGCCUUGAAUGAACCAGGGGUAGUUGCUGUAGUAACAGCUGAUGAUAUUCCAGGGGAAAAUGGUGAUGGCAAAGAGGAAGUGUUUGCUGAAGAUGAGGUAAUAUACAUUGGACACAUCAUCUGCGGUGUGGUUGCGGAGACCUAUGAACAUGCAAAGAGAGCCAGGCGAAAAGUGAAAAUCGAGUAUCAAGACCUGGAACUGAUUCUGACCAUUAAGGAGGCAAUUAAGCAUAAUUCAUACCUCACAGAAGAAAGGAAAGUAGAAAAAGGAAACGUUAAAAAUGCGUUUCGGACUGCUGACAAUGUCAUUGAAGGAGAGAUCCACAUUGGAGGGCAGGAACAUUUUUACCUAGAAACAGACAGUGUGUUUGUCAUUCCGAGGAAAGAGGAUAACGAAAUGGAUGUCUAUUCAUCUACCCAGGAUCCUGCGAAAGUACAGCAAUUAGUGGCGAAAGUGUUGGAUGUUCAGUCCAAUAGGGUCAUGUGCCACACACGACGAGUUGGAGGAGCUUUUGGGGGAAAGUCAUCAAAACCUUCAUUUUUUGCCUCAGCAGCAGCAGUGGCUGCACACAAAACUGGCCGUCCAGUUCGUUUUAUCAUGGAGCGAGAUGAUGACAUGAUCAUACCUGGAGGUCGACAUCCUGUUUGGGGAAAAUAUAAAGUAGGAUUCAUGAAUGAUGGUAAAAUCACAGCUGUUGACCUUGAGUUCUACACAAAUGGUGGUUGUACACUGGAUGAGUCUGAACUGGUAAUCGAAUAUAUUGUGCUGAAGUGCCCAAACGCAUAUGACAUCCCCAACUUCCGAACCCGUGGAAGGGCCUGCAAGACCAAUUUGCCAUCAAACACUGCAUUUCGAGGGUUUGGAUUCCCACAGGCAGGUCUUUGUGCAGAAACAUGGGUAACAGCUGUGGCAGAUCACCUUGGCUUGCCACAUGACGAGGUCAGAGAGAUGAACAUGUACAAAAAUGUUGCUGAAACUCCCUAUAAAGAAGAGUUUGACUCCAGAAAUCUGGUUGUAUGUUGGAAAAAAUGCCUGGAGAGGUCUGAUUAUUACAGAAGGCGAAAAGCAGCUGAGGAGUUCAACAAACAAAGCUACUGGAAGAAGAAGGGUAUUGCAAUCAUUCCCAUGAAGUUUUCAGUUGGAUUUCCUGAAACACAUUAUCACCAAGCUUUAGCUCUGGUUCAUAUCUAUCUAGAUGGGUCAGUGCUGGUUUCUCAUGGUGGAUGUGAACUGGGACAAGGACUUUACACUAAGAUGUUACAGAUUGCCAGCCAUGAAUUAAAGAUACCCUUGUCUUAUUUACACCCUUACGAAACAACUACAGCCUCAAUACCCAAUGCAGUUGUCACCUCAGGAUCAGUUGGCACAGAAUGCAACGGGAAAGCUGUCCAGAAUGCUUGCCAAAUUCUCCGGAAGCGUCUAGAGCCAAUAAUAAAAGAAAAUCCGGAGGGCAAAUGGGAGGACUGGAUUGAAAAAGCGUAUGAAGAAAGCAUCAGCCUCUCAGCUACCGGCUACUUCAAAGGAUAUGUCACCUAUAUGGACUGGGAGAAAGGAGAAGGUCAUCCAUUGCCAUACUUUGUUUUUGGUGCUUCGUGUUCUGAGACUGAGAUUGACUGCCUGACAGGUGACCAUAAGAACAUCCGAACAGACAUUGUCAUGGAUGCCUGUUUCAGCAUCAAUCCAGGUAUCGACAUAGGACAGAUUGAAGGUGCCUUUCUUCAGGGAGUUGGACUUUAUACACUAGAGGAACUAAAAUUCUCCCCAGAGGGACAGGAGUACACACUGGGUCCGGACACGUAUAAAAUCCCUGCUGUCUGUGAUGUCCCAGAACAGCUUAGAACCUACUUGCUGCCAAACUCAAGAAACCCAAUUGCAAUCUACUCCUCCAAGGGUGUGGGGGAGGCUGGAUUGUUCCUGGCGUCCUCUGUGUUUUUUGCCAUAAGGGAUGCGGUGGCAGCUGCUCGGAAGGAAAGAGGCUUAAAUGGCGCUUUCACACUGGACAGUCCUCUGAACAUAGAGAGGAUUCGCAUGGCCUGUGCCGAUCACUUUACAGAAAUGAUACCAAAGGACAAACCUGGCACAUACAAGCCAUGGGCUAUUCAAGUAGACUAAUGUUCUGUUUUUUCUUCUUAAAUUCUAAGAUGCUGAUUGCCUUACAGUGGGUUUUACUCCAGGGUGAAUGUGUGUACGAUUACAGCGUUAGUAAGCUGUUAAUUUAUGAUUCCAAGCCUAAUCAAAGGAACAAUCACAGUCUAAUCACAGAACACUGUUGGACAAAGGUAUUCAUUUCAGCUGUACUACACAAUUUUAAAAGUGUUUUUAUAUAUGCUAGGAUAAAUCCUUCGUUAUCAGUUGCCUAUGAAUUUCUGCAGAUGUACACUUGGUAUAGGAGUGGGAAAUGAAGUACUAAACUGAGGUUUGGCAAAUAUGUUGAUGUCUUUAUAGCUAUAUAAAAUGCUAUAAACUGAUUGUUGUGUACAAGGCACUCAUGUAAAAGCUGUUGACUGAGCUGCUACAUUUAUUGUGGAAUGUUCUAGAUGCACCAGGAAUGGGGAAUGUGAGGCCCUCCAGAUGUUGUUGGACUACCAUGCCCAUCAUCCCUCACCAUUUGAUAUGUUGGCUGACAGGAGUUGCAGUCCCCAAAACAUCUGGAGGGCCACAUGCCCCCCACCCCUCCUAUACACAUACAUUGCAGUAAGUGCCAUUGGACUUAAUAGGACUUUUUCUAACGAAACAUGCAUAGGGCUUUGCUCCUUGGCUCCCAGUAUUAUUUAGCUCUCAUCAAACUCUACUAGGGAGGCACAGGUACAAUGGGUCAGCUGGUGCAUGCAGGUGAAGGUUGGCUUUGGGUUUUGAGGGUGUGAUAGACUUAGCAGUCUACCUUUACAGCAACUAAGGUAUGUUUCAUGGGGGAUAUAUUUUGCUGCAAACAGAAAACAUCAAUCAAUAGAAAUGACCAAGUGCAGGCACAGAACCUUCCAAAAAUGCAUUUCAAGCUGUUAUUUAACAAUCCUGAUUAUUUUCAGCACAAAUGUAUGAUGAUUGCAGGUGAUUUAGAACAUGGGUACUCUUACCAAAGCAAAAUAAGUUUCUGUGAAAUAUCUGAAUAUCCUAUGUAACUGUUCUUUUGUCUGUCUGCAUACAGACAUAACUAUCCUGCAAGGUAUUACUGUGGAGUUAUCUGCAUCUGUGUGGCACUAUAUUUAACUAAUAAAGAUUGAACUGACUGGCAAUUCUUAAAGCCUUUUAUUAGAAUAUCUGCCUCCAACUGAAAAAUGGAUAUCAUAAUAUAGGGUGGUUUUAACUACCAAUCCCUAACCUACAAUAUAUGGAUAUCAACAGGAUUGUCAUAAACCUGCCAUCUUUCAGUCAUGACACCACCUCCACACU
Molecule: messenger RNA, 5468 nt
Organism: Elgaria multicarinata webbii
Lineage: Eukaryota; Metazoa; Chordata; Lepidosauria; Squamata; Anguidae
Product: aldehyde oxidase 3-like
Exons: 35
Coding region: 165-4190 (1341 amino acids)
Molecular function (GO): iron ion binding; NAD binding; 2 iron, 2 sulfur cluster binding
Source: RefSeq, a predicted model, not a curated record